Molecule: messenger RNA, 387 nt
Organism: Striga asiatica
Lineage: Eukaryota; Viridiplantae; Streptophyta; Magnoliopsida; Lamiales; Orobanchaceae
Source: the annotation of a GenBank genome assembly
AUGGCCGCGCGCGUACACGGUCCAGCCGGAAUCCAUGCCGACGGUGUCCUGCUUCGUCGUCUGUGGCCAGUCGAGUUCCGACGACGGCCGCGCACGGACAAACACCGGUGUGUGAGUGUGUGUUGUGAGUGCAACGAUAGAAUGGCGGAUGUGGGCGGAGGUACUGGCGGCGAUGAUGGCGGCUGUGGAAACUGGUGGUGUAUAGCCGUGUCCGGCGGAGCCGUAGCCAUCGCCAGAAUCGCAAGAGGAGAAGACCGCCAUAAUCGUCAGAUGGGGAAGAGCGAGACUGUCAGAAUUUCAAGAGGAGAAGAACGCCAAAAUUUUCGGGUUCUGGAAGAGCAGAUCAACGAUUGCAGGAGUUUUAGGAGCCAAAAAAGAAAAUUCUAG